ACGCUUGCUUGUAGGGCUUCGCACCGAUGGAAACGAGAUCGGGGCGUCGCCGCUCGCCUCCACCGCCACCGCCGCCGCAUGUAGCUCACCGCCGCCGUAGUCCACAAGAUGCCGACCUCAUCAGCGACCUCCCCGACGAUGUCCUCCUCCUGGUGCUGGUGCGCCUACGCUGCGUCCGUGCCGCCGCGCGCACCGGGCUCCUCUCGCGCCGGUGGCGCGGCCUCUGGACCUGCCUCCCGGAUCUCACCUUCCGUGGCGUCCCGCCCGCCACCGUCGAAUUGGCGCUCGCCAGUUUCGCUGCUUCGCCGACAGUGCCCCUCCUCGACAUCUGCAUCCGGGUGGGACAUACAGCUGCCCAAGCCAGCUCGUUGCUGCGCGCCGCCGCUGUACUCUCUCCGGCGGAGCUAUUCUUCGACUUCCCGGGGUCUAGUAAGGUAGUUCUGAGCCAGAUGGACCGCAUCGAGCUGCCGUGCUUCGACCGCACCAUAUUGAUCAAGCUGGAGACCUGGUUCUGCGUCAUGCCGCCGCCGGCCGGCGAGUUCACUGCGCUGGAGAGGCUGUCCCUCAAAGCCUGCAUCCUGAACCUUGGCACCUUUACGCCACAGUCAGCUGGCGAGUUCCCCGCGCUCAAGACGCUGGCCCUUGACGGCGACAUUGUUGACCUUGGCACCUUCCUGAACCGCUGCCCACGAUUGCACAACAUCAGUAUCACCUUCCGUAGUGUCGCGUCUGGCUCACACGAAGCGGCGCUAGCCACACUCGAAGCUGUGGCGGCACACGGUGGUGUCUCAGUGUCCCUACUCGGCAUCCACCUCGGUAGUGCACAUGGUACCGAUGCCACCCUUCUCCGCGCCGCAGCGAGGCUCUCCCGGCAAGAGCUCGUCUUCACUCACCUAAUUGACACACUAUAUGACCAGAAGUAUAGGAAUGUCAACCUGCCCUGUUUUCCCCAUGCCGUCUCGAUCAAGAUUAAACUGUAUCAAAUCUGCUUCACACGGCUUCUUGGUGGCAAGUUCUCCAAGCUCGACAGUAUGAUCCUUAAAGGAUGCAUCAUCCACGACCUUAGCACCUUGGUUUCCCUCUGCUCAUGCCUUCGUGUGCUGAAGGUGAAGGCAGGUAUGUCCAAAUGUGAGAUCACGAUCCACUCAACAUCGCUGCAGGAGAUUGUCCUGUAUUACUAUACGGAAUGCCGUGGCGUUGACAUUGUGACUCCCAUGCUUAAGCAAUUGACAAUGGAUUUUGAGGCUGACAAAGACAUCAAUGUGUUCAUAUCGGCACCAAUGCUGGAGAGUGUCUCGUUGGAACGCUCUUAUAUAGGUUUGCCCAUUGUGUUUGAUUUUUGGCACCUUCACUCUCUGAGCUUAGAUAGACAGGGGUUGGUCAGAAACAACCAUGUCCUCUAUGUUUCCAUGUAUGCCUUGAAUUCCUCGAGUGUAGAACUGGACUUUGCCCAAGAAAUAGAGAAAAUUCUGAUUACCGACUUCUCUGUAUUGGACCUAAGCCUCGAGGCAAAGGGGCACGUGUAUGGGGCAACUUUGUCGCGUCUCUUUAGCGUGCCCCGGGUUCAUACUGGUUGAAAUUGCUGAAGGUCAUCCUACUGAGAUUGAGGAAGUCCGAGGUGGUACAAUCAUGCCCAGGGAAUUGUCCAUGUGAUUCUCCCAAAAAUUGGAGAAGCCAAAGUAUCUCCAUGGUUCAUCUAGAAGAAGUGGAAAUCAAAGGCCUAAAAGGAGAAGAUCAUGACUUUGAUGUCUUGAAAUUGAUUCUUAGAUGUGCACCGUCUCUUAAAAGGAUGACCGUGGAACUGGAAACUGGGAUUAAAUCACAUGGCCACGGAGAUUGCACCAAGGAAAUCAACAGCAUCUCACUGGAGUAUCCUUCCGUGGAUUUUCAUGUUUAUCUCCAAGGAAAUCAACAGCAUGCGUUUUGAUCACGCUCCUAGGGACUAAAUCAUAUGAUGUGACUCUGGAGGCUGCACCUGCUCUAAGAAUGUCUACACCAUCUCCUUGGGGUAUCCUUCAAUGAAUUUCCAUGCUCGGUUCUCUGGUGAACUUGGUGCUGCAUGCAUGUCCAUCAGCGAUUCCUGGUAUUCAUUUGAAGAACCUAAACUCUUGCUAAAUCUCUUUGAACCUGUUGCCUG
Molecule: messenger RNA, 2137 nt
Organism: Triticum aestivum (bread wheat)
Lineage: Eukaryota; Viridiplantae; Streptophyta; Magnoliopsida; Poales; Poaceae
Exons: 3
Coding region: 27-1577 (516 amino acids)
Molecular function (GO): protein binding
Source: RefSeq, a predicted model, not a curated record